AUGGCGAAGCGAGUGCAAUUUGACAGAUCUAUCCCUGGUGAAUCGAAACUAGGUCUGCUGCGAACCAGGCAGACACGGCCUCGUGCUCUUUCUAUGAUGCCUCUGACAAGAUCUGCCAGCCAGGAUGAGAUCGGUUAUGAAAAGGCGCCUCUUCUUUCGUCAAGAUCAAAGCAAUCUAGCAGUCGUCAGAGUCGACACAAGUACUAUCCUUUAUCACAAGAGGAAACAUUGGAACUUUUGUAUCUUCUCAACCAGGCAUUUGUGCCUAUUCUAGAACUACCUCCAUCUUCCGAAAUCCCUCCAAAAAACUCCUAUGGUUCUUCUUCAAUAGAAGAGGAAACUGGCUAUCUGUCAUGA
Molecule: messenger RNA, 357 nt
Organism: Cylicocyclus nassatus
Lineage: Eukaryota; Metazoa; Nematoda; Chromadorea; Rhabditida; Strongylidae
Source: the annotation of a GenBank genome assembly